Molecule: messenger RNA, 1978 nt
Organism: Diospyros lotus (date-plum)
Lineage: Eukaryota; Viridiplantae; Streptophyta; Magnoliopsida; Ericales; Ebenaceae
Exons: 5
Coding region: 309-1613 (434 amino acids)
Source: RefSeq, a predicted model, not a curated record
CACACGCACCGUUGCGAGUAAAGAGCCUCCCCUGUCCCGCCACGUUGCGGGCUAUCAUUGGUUAGAUUUAACCACGCGCCACCACAGCGUGUCUGAACACUCCGUUUUCCGGCAACAAACACUAGCCAAAUUUGUCCCGGUGAUGACGCCCCAUUUCGCCUCGUUCCCCCCCUCUCAUUUAGAUUUAGAUAUAUGCUACGCCUAUUUUCACGCGCAAGACGUUUCCAAAACGCCCUCCCUCUCUCUCUCUCUGGAAGCCUAAAACCCAUCAAUCUCUCUCUCUCUCUCGUGUUAAGUAAUCGAUCGCCAUGGGAGACGAGAGGGAGCCGUUGGUCGACCGGAAGAAGGCGUACUCGAGGUGUGCGUCGCACGCUCACGACGAGCUUCACUCGUUCCGGACGUGGCUCCGGUGGAUGUGCGUGGACCAGUCGACGACGUGGACGGCGUGCCUCUCGUGGAUCGUCUUCUUCAUCUUCGCGAUCGCCGUGCCCUGCCUCUCGCACUUCUUCCUCGCCUGCGCCGACUGCGACGCCCGCCACGCCCGCCCCUACGACGGCGUCGUCCAGCUCUCCCUCUCCGCCGUGGCCACCCUGUCCUUCGUCUGCCUCUCCAGCUUCGUCCGCAAGUACGGCCUCCGCCGCUUCUUGUUCUUGGACAAGCUCGUGGACCACAGCGAGACCGUCCGCAAGGGAUACACCGGCCAGCUCAGUAGGUCACUUAAGAUUCUCUUCUUCUUCGUGAUGCCAUGUUUCGCUGCGGAGAGUGCCUACAAGAUAUGGUGGUAUGCCUCCGGCGCCAGCCGGAUUCCCUUCUUGGGAAAUGUUUACGUCAGUGACACAGUGGCAUGCGUCCUGGAGCUCUGCUCGUGGCUCUACCGCACCGUCGUCUUCUUCCUGGUCUGCGUUCUCUUCCGCUUGAUCUGUUACCUUCAGAUCCUGCGCUUUCAGGACUUCGCUGUCGUGUUCCAGACCGAAUCCGACGUCGAGUCGGUGCUGGCCGAGCACCUCCGAAUCCGACGGUAUCUACGAAUCAUCAGCCACCGCUACCGCGUGUUCAUUCUCUGGGCCCUCAUCUUCGUCACCAUCAGCCAGUUCGCUUCGCUUCUCAUGACCACUCGAUCCACCGCCGAGGUCAACAUUUACAAGGCCGGCGAACUUGCGCUUUGCUCGGUGAGCCUUUUAACGGGGCUGAUGAUUUUGCUGCGGAGUGCUACAAGGAUCACGCACAAGGCCCAGUCAGUAACUAGCCUAGCUGCCAAAUGGCACGUGUACGCCACGGUAGAGUCGUUCGACAGUACGGGCGACACUGAGACUCCAGUGGCCCACGCUGUGGCUAACCAGGUUUUUCCGGUGACCCCCGAUGCCCCCUCAUCCGACGGUGAAGAUGUCAGCGAUGAAGAGGACGAACUCGACAACACCAAAUUGGUGCGGGCUUACGCUUAUAGCACCAUCUCCUUUCAGAAACGACAAGCUCUAGUGACGUACUUCGAGAACAACAGAGCGGGGAUCACAAUAUACGGGUUUAUGCUGGACAGAGCAUCACUAAACACCAUAUUCGGGAUAGAGAUGUCUCUGGUGCUCUGGUUGCUGGGCAAGACCAUCGUCAGUCUCUAAGCCCCUCUCUCAUCCUCCAGUCAAUGCGUUAUGCGGACGGAUUUGAGCCGGAAUGGAAUGGGCGAUGGAGAAGUUGCCCUUGGUUUUUACCAUCAAGCCAGAAGUGAUACUCAAAGCCAAAAUUUUUUGUUACUCGAAAUUUGUCUGAGGCGGGUAAAUUGAGGGAAAGGUGCGCGUCGAGUAACAUAACAAUCUCUGAUACUCAAACAACAAAUAAUUCUAUGGAUAUAGUGAUUCAUGAAUCAUUAAAUUUUUGUUUAUACAUCGUACAGAUAAUCCUUGAGACGGGAUGAUUUUGAUAUUCAAGCAUUUGGCUUUUUUCUUAAUUGAUUUUUAGACUUUAAUUUUAUUAAGAGUAAAUUGUA